Ambispora leptoticha is the source of this 1125-nucleotide messenger RNA. The record is from the annotation of a GenBank genome assembly. Lineage: Eukaryota; Fungi; Glomeromycota; Glomeromycetes; Archaeosporales; Ambisporaceae.
AUGACUGAAGAUUCAUUACAUGCAAUUAUAGGAAUUCACGAGUCUUACACUCGUUCUCUAAUACUGGAAACUCUUAAAAUAAAUUUUCCCAAUAUACAAAUUAACAUAAUAUCACCCAACAACGCUUCUUUCCGCACCAACAAAACUAUUAGCUCGCCAACUUUUUACUGGCUCGAAUACGAAGACAUCGACUUUGAACAACUUUACGACAAUUCCAAAAUAACCCUCGCGAAUUCAUAUUGCAUACGAAAAGGUCUUAUCCGGAAAGCUCAACUAAACUUUAACCUUAAUAAAUACAUUAGCAAACGUCCGAACUGUAGCUUAGUGCGCGCAGUCCCAGAAACGUGGGUUUUUGAGGUGGCUCACGUGGAUUAUUUUGAUGAGGCACUUGACGAUGUGUUUGAAGUUGUGACAGAGUGUGAGGCGAAUAAACAGAUUGAAAAUUUCGAGGGAAAACAUGUAUUUAUUCUGAAGCCGAAUUUAGGGAAUAAGGCUGCAAGUGUACUCGUAUUCGAUAGUAUCGAACAAUUACGCGCAGUAUUUGAACAUGUUUCAUCUUCGCGAAUGGUUUCAAAUAUCAAAGUUUAUUUGUAUAAAGAUAUGCUGGCUUUAUUUGCACUUUUACCUUACAUUCCUAAUGAAAUACAAAAUACUUUUUCACAUAUCACAAAUACUUGUAUACAAACGAGUGAAGUGACCUUUGUGGAAUCAGAUCAAGUAAAAUUAUUUUGGGAUCUAUCUGACAAUGAUCACGACGAACAUAAAAAUACAAACGGAGUAACGAAAGAAGAUCUCCUUGCGAUAUUUAAUCAAAUUAAAAAAAUUCUUAGCGAAUGUUUUGAAGCGGUAGUGAGUGAAGUUACGCAGUUUAUGCCGAUGGAGAACGCGUUCGAAUUGUUUGGAUUUGAUUUUUUGGUAGACGUCAAUAAACAGGUUUAUAUAUUGGAAGCUAAUUCGUUUCCAGAUUUUAAGCAAACUGGUGAUCGAUUGUCACACGUAAUUGCCAAUUUGUUUAAAGAGACGGUUGAAUUGGCGGUUGUACCUUUCUUUUCGGAGAAUGUCGUAAAAGUAGAUUCUAAUGAAAAAAAUGAGGACAGCAGAUUUGUUCUAGUUUAUGAAAGAUAA